GAUCAUCCAGGGUGAGGCCCUUCGUUCUCUCCGACGUCCAACUCACUGGCACCGAAAUCGGCGGUGGGGCUUACGGCAAAGUGGAGGAGGUGGUAGUUUCUGUGGGCGCCGCCGCCAAAACAAUCUACGCCUUCUUGCGAGAAGCCAAGGCCGGGACCCAGUUCGUGAGGGAAUGUCAGCUUAUGAGUACCCUCCGCCACCAGAACAUCGUCCAGUUUCUGGGCGUCGCUUUCUUUCCCGGCUCGCGACUGCCAGCCCUCGUCAUGGAGCGCGACGCGCUGAAUACAUGCGAUAUGUAAACGAGCAACUCCGUGCCUGUGGCCAGCUCCGUGGGGACCACCCUCUCAUUCGGCUGAUCCAGCAAUGCCUGCACAAUCUCCCAUCCAAGAGGCCAGGUAUUCGUGAGGUGCUUCGUCUGUUGGAGGAGGCCAGAGCUGGUGUUAGAGAUGAAGGGAGUGAGAGGAACAAACGUGAACUGGUACGAGCUCUUCAGACCCAGCCCAGGAACCAGAAUUUGGAGCGUGUUCUCCGAGACCUGGUGACAGAGAAUGCUCAUCUCCAGUCCCGUGUGCAGGCCAAAGACAGGGAGAUUGCUCGGAAGGAUGAGGAAAGUGAGAGGGAGAAGCAAGCGCUCAGACAAGAGCUGACAAGAAAGAAGCAGAGACAGACACAGAGUUAGCUGCAGCACAGCAGCAAUUGAGACGUAUUGAAGAACAUUUGCAAGCAACUGAGAGGGAGAUGCAGACACUCAGACAAGAGCUGACAACAAAAGAGACAGAGCUGACGAGAAAGGAGGCAGAGGUGGCGAGGGCAGAGGAGACUAUCAGGAGAGAGCAGCAGCAGAUUCAGGAGAUGAGACAGAGAGAGACUGCGUUAGUGCAAGCCAAGGACAGGGAGAUAGCUAUGCUUCAGCAGCAACUGGGGGAAAAGUACUCUUACACAUGUCAGGUCAGUGGACCUGGUCUAACAUCAGCCACAGUCAACCACCCAACACACAUCCUAGUCCAACUAACUGACUGUAGUGGUAGACCAUACUCACUUCCACUGAAUGUCACCGCACAACUUGAGCUCGUUUUAAAAGCCACACCCACAAAUACGCCUGAAGCCACACCCAUCUGUCUGCCCGUAGUUACUGUCACCGAAGAAACGAUGCCUACUAGUAGAUCGCCGUGGUCUAAAAAACCUUCCUCCCAAUACAAGGUGUCGUACACACCAGUCAGUCGAGGCCAACACAAACUCCAUGUUCAAGUCAACGACAGGGAAAUCAAUGGCAGCCCCUUCACUCUCACCGUGUACCCGGACCCCAGACAACUAGGCCACCCAGUGAGGACUGUGACUGGCUUGGACCAACCAUAUGGCAUGGUAUUCAACAGUCAUCAGGAGAUGAUUGUCAGUGAACGUCGGGGUCAUAGAUUGUCUAUCUUUGACAUCAGAGGACAGGAAAUUCGAACAUUUGGAUCACAUGGUGACAGUCCAGAUCAGAUGGAACACCCUACAGGCAUAGCAACUGAUGAUACUCACAAUAUUUAUGUGAGCAGUGAGCACAAGCUGCAGAAGUUCACUAGCAGGGUGUGAACUGAUCAAAUGUAUUGGUCGGAGGGGCAGUAAUGAGGGGGAGUUUGAUGUUCCACGUGGAGUAACACUGUAUGACAAUCAAAUGUAUGUGUGUGAUCGCAAUAACCAUCGCAUUCAGGUGUUUGACCUCGACUUAAACUUUGUCCGAUCCAUUGGCUCACAUGGCAAAGGAAGAUGUGAAUUCAAUGCACCAGUUGAUGUCAAAUUUGACACUGCCAGGAACAUGUAUGUAGCUGAGUU
Geodia barretti is the source of this 1815-nucleotide messenger RNA. The record is from the annotation of a GenBank genome assembly. Lineage: Eukaryota; Metazoa; Porifera; Demospongiae; Tetractinellida; Geodiidae.